This is a messenger RNA of Triticum urartu, 2277 nucleotides long. RefSeq names its product ruBisCO large subunit-binding protein subunit beta, chloroplastic. Gene Ontology annotation, biological process: protein refolding. Gene Ontology annotation, molecular function: ATP-dependent protein folding chaperone; ATP binding. NCBI's taxonomy places the organism in Eukaryota, Viridiplantae, Streptophyta, Magnoliopsida, Poales, Poaceae. The record is from RefSeq and is a predicted model, not a curated record.
ACGCCGGGACGCGACGGGACUGGCAAAGUAGAUAUUUUUUUCAAUGACGCUUUUUGGCGCGACGCAACCGCGUAUCCACGGCCUUUCUCCCAGCAACAGCAGCCUUAUCGUUGUCUUCACCCCCUCCAACCUCUCACCUCUGCACAGAAAGGCAGCAUGUCGAGGAUGCCGCUCCCUCCGUCCCCUCCCCCCUCCCUCUCCAGCAAGGCCCCCACCCUGCCCUUCUCCCCCAAGAAGACGCCGCCGAUGCCCGUCUACAAGGACCUGCACUUCAACCACGACCUCUCCGCCACCAAGAAGUUGCAGGCUGGUGUGGACCUGGUGGCGCGGCUGGUGGGGGUGACCCUGGGUCCCAAGGGGAGGAAUGUGGUGCUCGCCAACAAGUAUGGCCCUCCCAAGAUCGUCAACGAUGGGGAGACGGUCCUCAAGGAGGUCGAGUUGGAGGACCCGCUGGAAAAUCUAGGAGUUAAAUUGGUCAGACAGGCCGGCGCCAGGACGAACGAUAUUGCCGGCGAUGGGUGUACCACUUCUAUAAUCCUUGCUCAAGGCCUCAUUGCUGAAGGAAUGAAGGUUCUUGCUGCUGGAAUGAAUCCGGUUCAAAUUGCGCGUGGCAUUGGGAGGACUGCUGAUGCUUUGGUUUCUGAACUCAAGUUGAUGUCACGUGAGAUUGAAGAUCAUGAAAUAGCACACGUGGCUGCAGUUAGCGCCGGAAACGACUACGCUGUCGGAAACAUGAUUUCUGAUGCUUUUAAAAGAGUAGGGAGGGAAGGCAUGGUUAGGAUUGAAAACGGGAGAAGCACUGUAAACAGUUUGGAGGUUGUCGAAGGAAUGCAGUUUGAACGUGGUUACCUCUCACCGUUCUUUGUGACUAAUCAUGCAAAUAUGUCCGCGGAGUACACUGACUGUAAGAUCCUGUUGGUUGACAAGAUAAUUUCUGAUCCAAGGGAACUUUUAAGGGUAUGCUUUAGUGCUGUAAAAGAAGAUUUUCCAUUGUUAAUAAUUGCUGAGGAUGUCGAAGAAGAAGCAUUGUCUACUUUGACGAGAAACAAGCUAUCAGGGAUGAUCAAAGUGGCAGCAAUUAAGGCUCCUUCUUUCGGUGAACAAAAAACCCAAUGCUUAGAAGACAUUGCAAUCAUAACAGGAGGUACAGUAGUGAGAGAUGACAUGGGAUACACACUAGAAGAGGCAGGGCAAGAGUUCUUAGGCUCUGCUUCUAAAGUAAUAGUCAAGAAAGAUUCAACACUAAUUGUUACUGAUGGAAGCACCCUUCAUGCAGUUGAGAAAAGGGUUGCUCAGAUAAAAGGCCAAGUUGAGAACUCAAAGGAGAGGUACCAGAAAAAGAUACUGGGUGAGAGGAUUGCAAGGUUAUCUGGUGCAAUUGCAAUCAUUCAGGUUGGUGCUCAAACAGUCAUUGAGCUGAAAGAUAAGAAACUGAGAAUUGAAGAUGCCCUUAAUGCAACCAUGGCAGCUAUUGAGGAAGGUGUUGUAGUUGGUGGUGGAUGCAGCCUACUAAGAUUAUCCCAGAAGAUUGACAUGAUCAAGGAAUCAUUGGAUAAUUUAGAGCAGAAGAUUGGUGCUGACAUCUUCAAACAUGCUCUGAGCUACCCUAGCACACUAAUAGCUAACAAUGCCGGGAUGAGUGGCAAGUUCGUCAUCGAAAAGGUGCUGGCAAAUGACAAUGCAAGUUAUGGCUACAAUGCUGCCAACGGCUGCUAUGAGGACUUGAUGGCUUCUGGAAUAUUGGACCCAUCAAAGGUUGUGAGGUGUUGCAUAGAGCAUUCUGCUGUUGUUGCCAAGUCUUUUCUCACCUCCGACGUAGUGAUCGUGGAGGCGCAAGAAAGCAAACCGAUUCGCGUAAGGCCCCCAAUGCCCCCUAGGAACCUGAUUCCCCCAAUGCCUGCAUCAGUUUCAGGUAUUCGAGUGUAGCAUUCACGCUCUUGUUUGGAGCCACCACAAAUGUGCGUGGGAUGAAUAAUUUUGUGGGCAAGUCUGUCAAGAUAUGAGCUGGAAGAAAGAUUUACUACCACUUCCGAUUAAACAUUGCUCUUAAGGAGAGGAGAGCGAGGGUCCUCCUCAGGCCGUGUGUGCAACGUUUUCCUCGGCAGAGAAGAACUCAAAAGAUGCCAACCAGAGCGCCCAUGGGGGCUCUCCGGGAAGUUCGUACAGGCAUUCACACUACAGCUGCGGUUCAAUGUAGUGCACACUGACAAGUUUAUGCGAGCAAAUAGCAUCCCAUCAUUUUGCUGAUGAAACUAAUCAAUCUUUUCCUUUGGAGAA